UAUGCACCCAAAAGAAAGAAAAAAAAAAAAAAAAAAGGGCCACAUAAACCAGAGACUCCAUCAGCCUCAAACCAGAAGAACUAAAUUGUGCCUGGCUACCACCAAUGAUUGUCCUGACAGGGAACACAACAGAGAAUCUCUGAUGGAGCAGGAGAAAAGUGGGAUGCAGACCUCAAAUUCUAGUAAAAAGACCAGACUUGCUGGUCUGACUGAGACUGGAGGGACCCCAGAGGUCAUGGCCUCCAGAAUCUCUGUUAGCCCAAAACUAAAACCGUUCUCAAAGCCAACUCUUCAGACAUAGACUGGAUUAUAAGACAUAAAAUAAUACUGGUGAGGAGUGUGCGUCUUAGCUCAAGUAGACACAGGAGACUGUGUGGGCAGCUCCUGUCUGGAGGCAAGAUGAUAAGGCAGAGGGAGUCAGGAGCUGGUUGAAUGGACAUGGGAAAUACAGGGUGGUGGGAAGGAGUGUGCUGUCACAUUGUAGGGAGAGCAACUAGGGUCACAUAAAAAUGUGUGUUAAGUUUUUGUAUGGGAAAAAUGACCUGAAUUGUAAGCUUUCACUUAAAGCACAAUUAAAAAAAAAAAUUCAGUUCAGUUUAGUGCUGUCGCAGGUUGGGUUUUCAGGCAAUAGGCACUAAGUGGGGUGCAAAAUGUUUAGCAUCUACCCACCCUGAGGAAGGAAGGAGGAAGAAACAGGAUUGGCCAGAUGAAGAAGUCAAUUUUAAUUCAGGUCCAACAAAGUCUCAGCAAAUCUGGAGGGGAGCUCUGUUGUGAAUAUUGCCCAUAAGAGUGUCCCAUAUUAGGUCCAAAGUGCUGGGACUUUACACCCCUACCUUGCUCAGUCACUGGGUAUGCUUUGACAAGACUGCUUUCUGCAGUUGAGGCUGACCCUGAAGGAGGUAGCAGGUGGAGUCUGUCUGCAGACCUCACUCCUCACAGCUGGAGAGCAAGUCCUUCCUAGAAGAGGGACCUAGACUGAAUCUCCAUUAUCUACCACAAGUGCUGUAUUGCUUAAUGGAAGUAGGGUAAGUUGGCCAGUUGCUCUAGUCUUUAAUUUAUGUCGUUUCUUUCCUCCCAUGAACUCAAGAUAAAGCACACAACUUUCUAAUCACAAAAUAUUUACCAGUCACUGGGACAGUAGAAUAGAGGGGGAUUAGAGUGAAAAGACUAGAAGCAGAGACCAAGAACAAACAACAGAGGGAGGCUUCUAGGAGCAAAGAACAGAAAAAUUUUAAUAAUAUACAAGAAGUAAUGGCACCAGGUCCUAAGCCUUAAAAAUGCUCCAAUUAACAUACGUUUAAAAAUGUUUUAAGAAUAACAUUGUGACAUUUUGGAUAUUUCUUGUUUUCUUGACAGGUUUAGAAAACAUGAAUAAAAGAGACCGACCAUUCAUGACAAUUCAGAGAAACGAUAGCUCAGAUAAUCUGGUAUUCUAUAUGAAAAAUGGAAUAAGAAGGACCAAGUAUAAACCAGUAGACUAUCAACAAUUACACUCAUUAACUGAAGCAAAAAAAUCAGCUUCGGCUUCUAUACAACUAAAGAUCAGAAAAACAGUACAGACUUCAAAGAAGUCUAAAGAGCAAACACUAAUAAAACAACACAAGCAAGUGUGGUGGCAAGAACACCAAAGACUAAAUGAACUCAGAUGUAAAGUCGAAUCGGAAAUAAAAUCCUUUCUCAAUGAAGAGAACCUUGGAAAUGAAUGUCUUUCCAACCUUAUGGAUUUUGAACAAGAGUUAUCAGAACGAUGGUGUGCAUAUCUUAAAAAUGUGGUAGAUCCUAUUCAGCAGUUGAGAGCAGAUCUGAAAUACAGACAGCAUCACAUUUUACAGCAUUCAGAUCCACAUACUGAGUUUAACUCAGUGAAAGUGCUAGAAGAGGUUGACUUUGUGAAGAAACAAUUAAAAGCUGUUUUUGAAAGACUUAACCUGGAGCAACAGAAAAUACAAAAUGAUCUUUCAGAUUGGAGCGUGAAAAUACUAGAUCAUUCUUUAGAAGAAAAAAGUAAACUGCUCAGUGAACUGCCCAUGGAAUUAGAAACUUUGGAAUGUCCAUACCCUGAUUUGAAAUCUUCAAUCCUUAGUGAGUUCUGUAACUUUACAGAGAAGUAUCAAAAGAAACUUCAAGAUUUUGAUCUGCAGUUAGAAGAUAUAUACAGGUGAUAAGAUUAAAACUACUUGGAUCCUGUAAAGUUUUGCCACUAUGUUUAUAGGGAUGCUGCUAUACUUGUGAGUUAUGUUUCAUGGUUACUAUGUGAUUGAAAUGCAGUCAAUCAAUAAAUAUUUAGAUUAACUACUUGUCAAAUGAAGAGAAUUUUUUUCUCAAAAUAAAGAGUCUUAAGAUUUUAUAAAGUUAAAACAUGAUGAAAAUAUCCCUCAUAUUGAGCUAUUUACCACACAGUUAAGGAAUAGCUUUCAAAUACAAUGGGAAAAGCUCCCACAGAAUUAUGUUAUUUCUAAUCCACUGUGAUUUUGUACUAUAG
Loxodonta africana (African savanna elephant) is the source of this 2482-nucleotide messenger RNA. It is a transcript of the gene CCDC148, whose product is annotated as coiled-coil domain containing 148. The transcript has 7 exons. NCBI's taxonomy places the organism in Eukaryota, Metazoa, Chordata, Mammalia, Proboscidea, Elephantidae. The record is from RefSeq and is a predicted model, not a curated record. The coding region runs from base 1368 to 2162 and encodes 264 amino acids.